This is a messenger RNA of Parathielavia appendiculata, 1389 nucleotides long. RefSeq lists its product as uncharacterized. The record is from RefSeq and is a predicted model, not a curated record. The transcript has a single exon. Bases 1 to 1389 code for a protein of 462 amino acids. Gene Ontology annotation, cellular component: nucleoplasm; nucleolus. Lineage: Eukaryota; Fungi; Ascomycota; Sordariomycetes; Sordariales; Chaetomiaceae.
AUGCCGGGCAGCAAGAAAUUAAAGGCCGGCCGGUCGCAGAAGAAGUCGCCCGCGGUCGAGGAGUCCGACUCGGUUACACAGCCGCCCCUGCAGCUUAUGGAUAUGGUCGAAUCGUUCCUCUCCGAACAUGGCUUCUCCGAAGCCCACUCCGCAUUCACAAAGCAACGCGCGAAAAAGGGCUGGAAAAGGGGCGAUAAAUCCGACCCCGCAAAUCAUGCCUCUCUUGUCACUGUGUUCCGAACCUGGGAGACAUCGCUGAACGAUGCAGGCACUGAGCAGGGCCUCAAAGCCGUCGCCGAGCAAGUCAUCAAGGUCAGCAGCAGCAGCAGCAGCGAGUCCGAGUCGUCCGACAGCGAGGGCGACGUCGAAAUGAAGGACGUUUCAAAGGACGGCUCCCCAAGCUCCGAGUCCAGCAGCAGCAGCAGCAGCAGCAGCAGCAGUGAGAGUGACAGCAGCGACAGUGAGAGCGAGAGCGAGGACGAGAAGGAGACCGCCAAGCCGACUGCUGCGUCGAGGCCUGCAGUCAAUCCCUUGAAGCGCAAGGCAGCUUCCGAGAGCAGUGACUCGUCCGACUCCGACUCUGAUUCCAGCUUGGAGGAGGAAGCGCCUGCUGCCAAGAAGCAGAAGGUCGCUGCUGCCCCCGUCAAGUCCGAGUCGUCUUCCGAAUCAUCAUCAGAGUCCUCUUCGGAGUCGUCCUCUAAUUCCUCUUCUGAGUCCUCCGAGUCCGAAUCCGAGUCUAAGCCUGUGAACAAGGAGUCGCUCGCUACAAAGAAAGAGACAACCGGGGACGGCUCGUCCUCUGAUUCCUCGUCUUCCGCGUCAGAGUCGGAGUCGGAUUCAUCUUCCUCCGAGUCCGAGUCCGAGUCCGAGUCGGAAGACGAAGCCGAGGAAGCGGCUAAGGUCCCGCUCCCCGAGUCCGAGUCGGACACGGACUCGUCCAGCGACUCUUCGUCUUCCGAAUCUUCUUCCGACUCUGAGUCCGAAGAAAAAACCAAGAAGAAGAGCGCCCAGUCUGGCUCGCCCGCGACAACCGGUUCGGACAGCUCGGCCACCCUUGGCAAGAGCGCGUCCCCUAAGCUCUAUCCCGUCGACAAGUUCGCCCCUCUCCCGCCUGACCCGGACACGGUCAAAGCCAACAACCGCGGCAAGAAUGGCAACGGCAAGACUGUCAAUCAGCCUUUCUCGCGCAUCAACCGCAACAUCCAGGUCGACCCCAAGUUCGCGUCCAACGCCUUCCAGGGUCAUGACUGGGGCCGCAAGGCCCACGAGGACCUAGUUGUCACGCGUGGCAAGGGUUUCACCAAGGAGAAGAACAAGAAGAAGAAGGGCAGCUACCGCGGUGGGCGCAUUGAUACCUCUGCUGUGGGCGGCAUUAAGUUUGACGACUGA